AGUAUCCAAGAAGCAGGUUUAAGUGUCAGGGAAAUGGUUUUCAAGUCUGCAUAUCAGUUCUGGCAGAACCAAUGCUACCCCUUUUCUGUUUUAAAUCUGCGCAUAUGGCCUGUUUUUCUUUUGGUUUUUUCUCAGAGAUCAAUGGCAUUUGAUCCGCUGGAUCCUUUUGGAAAUAUAACUAUCAAAUGGGAUGUGAUCUCCUGGACCCCAGACGGUUAUGUGGCAACAGUGACAAUGAACAAUUUUCAAAUGUAUAGGCAUAUCAUGAGUCCUGGUUGGACCCUGGGAUGGAAUUGGGCUAAGAAAGAAGUGAUUUGGUCAAUGGUGGGAGCCCAAACCACUGAACAAGGAGAUUGUUCUAAGUUCAAAGGAGGAAACAUGCCACAUUGUUGCAAGAGAAACCCUGUGGUUGUGGAUUUGCUCCCUGGAGUUCCUUACAAUCAACAAAUAUCCAAUUGCUGUAAAGGCGGAGUGGUGUCAUCAUGGGGCCAAGAUCCCUCUGCUGCUGUUUCCGCUUUUCAAGUGAGUGUCGGCCUUGCUGGCACUUCCAAUAAAACUGUAAAACUGCCAAAGAACUUCACUUUGCUCGCUCCUGGUCCUGGCUACACAUGUGGCCCAGCAACAAUUGUGCCUUCUACAGUCUAUCUUACUCCUGAUCGCAGGCGAAAGACUCAAGCAUUAAUGACAUGGAAUGUGACAUGCACGUACUCGCAGUUUUUGGUAUCCAGGCAUCCACGCUGUUGCGUGUCCUUUUCUUCAUUCUACAAUCAAACCAUCACUCCUUGCCCAGCUUGUUCCUGUGGUUGCCAUAAUAAAGACAGGUGUAUCAAGAGUGAUUCAAAGAGGUUGAGCACAGUGGGUAUAAACACUCCCAGAAAAGAUAAUGAGCCACUGCUACAAUGCACUCAUCAUAUGUGCCCCAUACGGGUGCAUUGGCAUGUGAAACAAAACUACAAAGACUAUUGGCGUGUAAAGAUGGCUGUCACCAACUUCAAUUACAGACUCAACUAUACGCAGUGGACUCUUGUGGCACAACACCCAAAUCUCAACAAUGUUACCCAAGUUUUUAGCUUCGAUUAUAAGCCUCUUGUUCCCUAUCGAUCCAUAAAUGACACUGGGAUGUUUUAUGGAAUGAAGUUCUAUAAUGAUUUGUUAAUGGAAGCUGGGCCCUUUGGAAAUGUGCAGUCAGAAGUGCUUAUGCAGAAGGACAAGAACACCUUUACAUUCAAGCAGGGAUGGGCUUUCCCUCGUAAAGUCUACUUUAAUGGGGAAGAAUGCAUGCUUCCACCUCCUGAGACAUACCCUUCGCUGCCAAACUACGCUAGCACUGAAUCAAUCAUAAUUUCAGCCAUGGCAACUUCUUUGUUUUGGUUCUUACAGUUUUUCAUUUGUUGAUAGAGUGUCAAUUAAGGUUUUGUUAUCACUAGUUCAUGCAUGAUCAUUUUGAUGGCAACUAUUUUGUGCG
Molecule: messenger RNA, 1465 nt
Organism: Lactuca virosa
Lineage: Eukaryota; Viridiplantae; Streptophyta; Magnoliopsida; Asterales; Asteraceae
Source: the annotation of a GenBank genome assembly